CCCUUUCGAACAACAUUUGCAUCCGUUUCCCUACAUCGCAGUGAUCGAGUACGCCUCCUCGGCUUUCCUCAGUCUGACAUUCAAAGUAUUCGCGGCGUUAUACAGAACUCAUAUUCGAAAGGCAUAUCGAAAGAACAAUUGUAUGGCAAGUCGCACGAGUUCAAGCUCAACGGCAACCCAUGGUUCGGGCAGAGCUCCGAUGCAGUAAUCUCGCGGGUUCUGAUACGGGAGAUAUUGGCACACUUGUUUAGCAUUGGGUGGAUAUUACACGCCAGCACGGAUGUUAGCAAGAAAGAGAUGGACAAAGACACAUUGUUCUUCAGAAAGCAGCAAGCUCGUCCUCCAGCCAGCGACUUCAUCAGCAUUUCGUUUAAUCAAAGCGAUCGACUGAGGUUGAUUGGUGCUCCAACCCAAUUGGUCCAAGAUUUCAAAAGUUUGCUCUCUGGAAUGGGACUCUUACAGCAAGAUCUCGGGUGGAAAGAUGCAACUUUGAGAGCCUGGGAAUUCAAAUUGAAUGGAUAUCCAUGGAGAGCAACUGGGGAAGAAACAAUGAGUACAAGGCUACUGUUGUUGAAGAUGCUGGAGUGCUUGGAAAGCCAUGGAUGGAGUCUUUAUGCAAGUGUGGAUCAGAGCACUGGUGGUGAAAACUCGAGUGAGACGGAUAGUUGGUAUUGUGUAAAAGAUCGGAGCUGGGUUGAGGGUACUGCUGUGUUUCAUCGUUGA
This is a messenger RNA of Mollisia scopiformis, 723 nucleotides long. RefSeq lists its product as uncharacterized. The record is from RefSeq and is a predicted model, not a curated record. NCBI's taxonomy places the organism in Eukaryota, Fungi, Ascomycota, Leotiomycetes, Helotiales, Mollisiaceae. The transcript has a single exon. The annotation marks the transcript as partial.